Molecule: messenger RNA, 2694 nt
Organism: Leptomonas pyrrhocoris
Lineage: Eukaryota; Euglenozoa; Kinetoplastea; Trypanosomatida; Trypanosomatidae
Exons: 1
Coding region: 307-2694 (795 amino acids)
Source: RefSeq, a predicted model, not a curated record
GUAACGUAAAAUCGGUGUUGUCUCCUCGCGCCGUUGCUGCCGUGUCCUACUCGUUCAUUAGUAUUAUUAUUUCCCCUUCUGUGGUUUGGAAGAGUUGACUCCUUCGUGAGCCCACCACCCCUCGUGCGCACGCACGCAGAUACGGCAGAUUCCGCAACGCGCCGUUCCAGCAAGCGAACACACACGCACCUGCGGAGACUUUACUCUCGCCCUUCUUAACUUCUGUUGUCUUCUCGAUUUAGUCAUUUUUAGAUUCUCUUUUGUUAUACGCGCAGUGGGAAGGUUCUCUUUUUCGUUCUUUCGCCGAUGCCAUCCCCUGUCGCGAGAGCCGCCGACUCCUGCCACGUCAGCGACCCACGCAGCGGCUGCGGCGGCGUCGCCUCUCCCGUCAGCGCCUCGUGGCGCUCCAGCGACACCGAGAAGGAAAGCUCGCUGAGCGUGCCCUUCCUACACCUCUGGCUCCCGCCGCGGCAGCCGCAGCAGGGCGAUCGGGUGGCGGCGAAGGCGUCCUCCCUCGCGGGCCGUGCACGACGGGCACCGACUCCUCCGCCUCCUCCGCGGACUACGGCUGCUGCUGCUGUCGCUGUCGCUGUCGCUGCACGUACGCCGGCACGGAUCAUCAGGAAACAGCAUCCAAGAAGUGCGACAGGACGCGCUGACCGGUACACGAGCAGCAGCAGCAGCGGUGGCGGCGGCGGCGGUGUGGCGCAGGCGGUGCGCAUCACGCGCCACGAAGCGAGGCACCAUCACCACCGUACGAACGACGACGGCGCGUAUCCGCGUGGGGCCCCUUCCGUGGACGCUGCUCAUCGCUGUGCUGCACCCCGCACGUCGGCGCGCGCGGUGCUGGGCGAGCUCGACGCCUCGCUGUCGCUCUGCUCAGCGGACUUCUUCGUCCGCCGCACGGCGCUCCCGCCACCCGCCAGCGCCGACGACCCAAGCGCGGGAAGAGACGUGUCCGCCGCGGCGCACCGCGCAUCGCUCUCCCUCUCCUCUUCCUCGCUGCCCUCCUCCGCCGACGCUGCCAGCCUUUCUCUUCGGUCCACAUCCGUGCACACCUGCGGCUCGACCCCGCGGACGGCGCAGCAGGCAGCGGUAGCGGAAGGGGCGGAGGGCACGCCGUUGCCGGUCCCUCCGCAUCCACACGAUGCCGCCACGCCCUUCACCUCGAUGCUGUGCACCGCGGCCGGAACGCCGGUGAGCAGCGAUGGAAAGCCGAAGGAGACGACGAGGGCGAAGACGGAGGAAAAGCGUCGGUCACCGCUGCCACGGCGCAGGGAGGCGGUCCCAGCGUCAUCGCCCACGACAACGACGGCGGUGGAGAGUACAGGAGGUGGUGCGUGCCCGCUUUCUGCAUGGACGCCACCGCAGCGGUGUGACUCACCGACCGCCUUGUUCUUCCCCGCACGCCGCGGCUCGACGGGGGAGCCGCCACGCGGUCGCCGCACGUCGUGCAUCUCCCUCCUCGCCAAUGCUGUAGCAGCCAUGAACACCACGAUCACCUCCGCAGCAGCAGGAGCAGCAGCCACACCCCUGUCAGUCUCCGCCCGUAGCCGACGAAGCCGCGACACGCACAGUUCGAAUGUGCUGGUGAUGGCAGCGGCGCACAGCUGCGGGGUUCUCUGCCCCGCCCUGCACGACAGCGACGGCGGCAGCCGCAACGACCCCACCUCUGUCGGUGCGGUGAACCUCCCGAUGCUGCCCUCCACCAGCGCCGUUCUGCCAGGGCGGAAAGGAGGAGGAGGGGCUGGAGGAAGGCCGUACGCGGAGGGUGCCCUGUGCGCCCCCCUCGCGGCGAUGGCGGACAUUGGCGUGCUGCUGUGCAGCUGCUCGUCGUCGCCGUCGAGGGGCUCCCUGUCCUCCAUCUCCUCGCGCGGCGCUACCGGGUGCGAUGACGCGCUGAGUUCGUCGCCGGAGGUGAGGGAGGAGAACGGAAACGGCGACGACGGCGAGGCGCAGACGCAGGCGCGAAUCCGCCCACACGCACCGCCACCACCACCACCACCGCAGCUGCCGCCGCUCCCAAGCCCACCAGACGCGAACGUCGAGGCCCUUCGACGCCGCAGCAGUGUCCUGCACACCUGCAACCGCAGCAACCAGCUAAACGGCGAAGAAAAACGGCUCAUGAAGGUGCCGCACGCGCGGUCCGCGCCGGCCACCACACACAGCGGCAACGACCGCGGCAGUGACGACGACGACGACAGCAGCAGCGAGCGGCAGGGUUCGGUGUCGGCGCGUCAGCAGCCGCCCGUAAACCUGACCACCGCGGUGAAGUCCGCUCAUCGAAGUAAACGGAAGGACAACGGCGUGUCUCGCCCAUACGCCCAGCCGCUCAGCACCCCGCUCACGUCGCUGCGCUACCACCACCGCCUCCGUGAAGAAGAGCUGGCGGAGCUGGCGGAGCUGCAGGCAUGUCUUGCCGCUUUCGUGUUCCCCCCACGCACCGCGCGGGCGACUCUCUCGCGCACCGACGCAUCGUCCACGCGUCCCACGCCGUCGGCGACUGCGGCAAACAUUAAGAGCGACAGUAAUCGUAGUAGUUGUCGUACGAACAACAAGCGGGGGAGCCAGUGUGGUUUGCUGUCGCCGUCUACCAGCAAUUCCCCGUUGCCCAGGCCGCCGCCCUCGCGGAGCACCCCGGCGGUACGAGCAAGAUACAGCCGCCGACACACCAAAAGAUCGCCGGAGCGGUGA